This is a messenger RNA of Lodderomyces theae, 1275 nucleotides long. RefSeq names its product rRNA-binding ribosome biosynthesis protein (gene SSF1). Gene Ontology annotation, cellular component: preribosome, large subunit precursor. The record is from RefSeq and is a predicted model, not a curated record. The transcript has a single exon. Gene Ontology annotation, molecular function: rRNA binding. The coding region runs from base 1 to 1275 and encodes 424 amino acids. Gene Ontology annotation, biological process: rRNA processing; ribosomal large subunit assembly. Lineage: Eukaryota; Fungi; Ascomycota; Pichiomycetes; Serinales; Debaryomycetaceae.
AUGGCCAAGAGAAGAACAAAGAGAAGAACUCACCAGAAACCCAGUGAAGAGGAUGUUGCCAAAAUACCCAAAUCAAUGGUGAUCCAUCUAGGUUCAUCUUUGAAAAAUCACUCAUUAUCUCAAUUGGUAUCUGACUUUAGAAAUGUCAUGCAACCACACACGGCCAUCAACUUACGAGAACGCAAGUCUAACAAACUAAAGGAUUUCAUAGUCAUGUGCGGUCCAUUGCAUGUGUCUGACUUAUUCAUCUUUAACCAAACCACAUCGGGGAAUAUCACUUUGCGUAUGGGCAAAUUACCAAGAGGUCCAACUUUGCAAUUCAUGGUAAACACCUACUCCUUGUGCAAAGAUGUAAGAAAAAUCUUGAAGCAUCCAAAAUCAGUGGGUAAAGAUAGUGCUGAGUUCCAUCAGCCUCCAUUAUUGGUGUUAAAUGGGUUCACUAACAACAUCAAUGAGAUGCCGAUGCAUGAGAAAUUGAUGGUCACAAUGUUCCAAAAUAUGUUCCCUCCUAUCCAGCCACAAAACACCAAAGUCAACACUAUCAAGAGAGUAUUGCUUAUUUCUAAGGAUAAAAUGACUGGACAGAUUGAGCUUAGGCAUUACUCCAUCAAUACCAAGCUUGUGGAUGAGAGUAAAAGUGUAAAGAAACUCAUUCAAUCGCAUCACAACUUGAAGAAGAAAUUGCCCAAAAUGACCAAUGCACAGGACGUUGCCGAUUUGAUUUUGGAUCCUUAUGCCAUUGGUGGAUUGACAUCGGAUAGUGAAGUGGAAGAUGACGCUGUUGUUGAAGUGCAACAUGAGGAAUUGCUCAAAAGACAAUCACAACCAAAUGAGAACCAACCUCAACAACAAGAGUCAAUCACAACGUCAAAAAAGAGAGCUAUCAAGUUGGUUGAAUUGGGGCCAAGGAUAAAUAUGUCGUUGUUAAAAAUCGAGGAAGGAUUAGUCGGUUCAUCAAAAACACUUUAUCAUUCUUCUAUAUCAAAGUCUGCUGAUGAAGCACAAAAGCUUGAUGCCAAGCACAAGUUGAAGGAAAAGGUGAAACAAGAGAGGAGAGCAAAACAACAAGCCGCUGUACAAGCUAAACUUGAUGCAAAGCAAGCAAAGAAACUCAGGAAAAAGGCAAGGAUAGCAGGUGAAGAUGGUGCCACCGAAGAUAGGAGUGGUGAUGAGGCUAGUGGCGACGAGGACGCUGAUGAAGAUGAAGACAUGCCGGAAAUUAACGCUGAAGACUAUGAGAAUGAUAGUGACUUGUACAGUGAUGUAGAAGUAUAG